Molecule: messenger RNA, 2785 nt
Organism: Pundamilia nyererei
Lineage: Eukaryota; Metazoa; Chordata; Actinopteri; Cichliformes; Cichlidae
Product: zinc finger protein 7-like
Exons: 2
Coding region: 99-1313 (404 amino acids)
Biological process (GO): regulation of gene expression
Cellular component (GO): nucleus
Source: RefSeq, a predicted model, not a curated record
GGGACCAAAAUAACAGCAGGGGAGUUGGAUCUCACCACAUGCAUCAGCUGGUAGUUCAGCUUAUAUCUAUAGCUGAGGUUUAAUCUUCGGGUCAUAGGAUGUCUUUUCCCUCGUCGUUUCCUGCGCAGGUCGCAGCCAUCAUGGACGUCUUGGCGAAGGCGGCGGUGGCAGAAAUCACGAAGCUGGUGGAAGACGGGAGUCUGGUCCUGCGCCUGGAGCUGAGUCGGAGGGAAGAUGAGAAUCAGGAGCUCCGAGCAAGUUUGAAGCUGAUAGAGGCUGAGCUCAAGAAAGUUCAAGAAGCUGCCGCAAGCACAGCUACAGAAGCCAAACAUACGCAGACUACAGCCGAGGAACUGGUGCUCCGAACGGACAAAAAGGAAGCUCAGGACAUGGUUGCAGUGUCUCUUCAACCAAAAACUGCCCAAAAUGUGACAGAAGAGAGCCAAAACAUCUGGCCAGUGGUGAAGCACGAGCCAGAGGAUGAACCUGCUAACAUCGAAACAGAAGACAACACGGCGAGAACAGGUGUUUGCUUCAAGGCAGAGCAGGAUGACUUGAUGUGGCCUGCUUGUAGCAUGUUUGAGAGUAACCCUGUGGCGUUGCAGCAGCACAUGCAGAUCCUCCCCUCUGACGCUGAUCAGUAUUCUCCUCAGAGCAACACAGAAAGUUCCUAUAAUUCUUUACUGUCUACCACAGAGGAAACUGCAGGCGCGCCAGUGAGAGCGGAGGUAGAGACGCACCCCGCGUGUAUGGGAGGCAUCGCUUUAGAGUCUGUUCAUACUAAAGAGUUCAGAUGUAUUUCACCCCCUGCAGGCAGUCAGGGUGACUGCUUGCAAGCUGAGCCGUUACUCCCUCUGCCUCACGUGGAAACAGCCGCAGCAAUCUCAGCAAGUUCAAAUGCUGACGCUCCUAACCAGAGUAGAGAUGUCUUUAAAGCCAAAAGGGUGAUGAAGGUGUGCAGACCUAAUCAGAAAGUCUACGUCUGCUCUUUGUGCAACAAGAGUUUCUCGUGCCUGUUUCAAUUGGAGAAACACGUAGCCACCCACCAACCCUCCAAACGCUUCAGGUGCCUCGAGUGUGGGAAAUCUUUCACCCAGAAGACCCGGCUGAGGACGCACCAAAGCGUGCACACCGGGGAGAGGCCGUUUAGUUGCAAAAUCUGCGGUAAGAUGUUUUCGAGGCAGGACAACUGCCUCAGACACGAGCGGUUCCACAGCGGGCUGGAGCCGUACAGCUGCAGGCAGUGCGGUAAAAGCUUCACGGCGCUUGGUAACCUCAAAAUACAUGAAGAGAUCCACCUGCAAGGAAGAUAGCGAUCAGAUACUGCAGCUCUCAGAGAUGGACUGCCGUAGUUUGAACAUUUGCAUGAACCUUUUAUUUUACAAGUGUGCUUUGACAGUUUUAUUGGAGUGAAUGAACAGAAACAUAAAAAGCCCUCUGAUUUGCAUUACAGGGGGGCAGAUGCAUUAGAGUCAUUAUAUUUAUCGUUUGCUUUGUCUUGCUUUUCCAUUGGACGCACACCUCUUUGUGAGAUAUUACACAUAAAACUAAUAUAAUUUGACAUUUUGUCCCAUUAAUGUGACAAACUUCAUCUCCUGGGAAAUCUAAACAUAAAAAACAUUGUAACUGUUAUUUUUGAAAAAAUUUUCUAUGUCUUUUUUUCCUAAUGGCAUGAUCACAAUUAACCUAAAAAAAGAAGCGCUGCUCUGGAGAUUAUUUACUUUUAAGGGAAUAUUAUUGUGUUUUUGAAAAAAACAAACAUAGUAGUGGGUAAUAUGUAUUGAUGGGUAACAGAUUGAUUUGUAAAUAACUGGACAUGAAUAAUUUGAGUUUAUUAUCUAAUGUUUCUGACUAGGCAGCUCAUUCUCUUUUUCACGACCAUAUGUGAUGUAGAUGUGAAAUGGAAAAGUGAGGUCAGAGGUAUAAUUAGAUAUUUAGAAUCCCCUACAGCAGUAACAAUUCCUAAAUGUUGCAAAAAACAAAGGUAGCAGACUUUUAAUCAGUUUUAAAGAUUAAAGACACUUUAUGAAAGUUUGACCUUAUUUGACCACAACCACCACAACCUACACAGACAGAAUAAAUUAAAUAAAACAGAAACUAAAAAAUAACCACUAACUGAUAAAUAAAGGCAUUCUGGUGUCAAGAGUUAACAGUUUAACUUCCAUAAAUGUCAACUAUUGAUUGAUUCUCAUGCUGCGAGUAGGAUCUACUAGAGAGGUGGGGAACAUUUUCUUUUUCUGUGUUCUCAUAUAAAUAUUAGAUGGCCUUUAAAUGCAGUCUGAGUAGCAAAAAAUUCUCUCAGGCAUUGAAACUGCAAGAGCGUGGUGACGUGUGAAGGGCUCAGAGGAAUAUAUUUGGUCUUUGUUUUCAGUUUCCCCAAACAUACCACCAGCAGACUGUGUAGUGUAGAUGUUCCUGUCGUGUCAGGGGCUUCCUGGAGGGUGCCUGCACUCAUUUCUCUGAGAACGGCUUCUGUGGUUAACUCCAACAACUUAUAUGAACCAGCACUCUUUAGAUGGCACAUUGAACUGAAAAGAUUAGUAAGAAAUGGUUUGUUUAUUGAUGUUAACCGUGAUGCUGAUUAUGCUCCCACGUGGAUGCGCACAUGGACAGCUGUGGUCACUGGGGUGUGUCGUUGUUUUAUACUACUUUUAAGUCCACGUGCAGGGAGGACAUUGCACUGUAGUUGCAGGGCACAUGGAUGCCUGAUGAUACCCUGCAGGUCCCUUUCAAAUUCACAGAUGUGGAAACAUUUUUUUUUCCAUAAGCCAUUUGUGUGUUACUG